Messenger RNA from Diospyros lotus (date-plum), 1258 nucleotides. Its product is annotated as (+)-neomenthol dehydrogenase-like. The coding region runs from base 166 to 1077 and encodes 303 amino acids. Gene Ontology annotation, cellular component: membrane. Gene Ontology annotation, molecular function: oxidoreductase activity, acting on the CH-OH group of donors, NAD or NADP as acceptor. The transcript has 5 exons. Lineage: Eukaryota; Viridiplantae; Streptophyta; Magnoliopsida; Ericales; Ebenaceae. The record is from RefSeq and is a predicted model, not a curated record.
AUUCAGAUGGAAAAAGCAAUCGGGAGGCGAUUCUGAUUCCCUUAGUCAAAUCCCAAUGAAAAAAGGAAAAAAUAAACUAAAGCUUUCUGACCUUCAACCCUCUGCUAGCGAUAACUCUUCCAGACUCUCUUUCUUAUAGUCGGAUUCAUAUCCCCUCAACCAACCAUGGAGGAAGCAUCUAAUUUUCUUGCAACAAAGAGGAAGAAGUAUGCUGUGGUCACAGGAGCAAACAGAGGGAUGGGGUUUGAAACAUGCAAGCAGUUGGCUUCUAAUGGGGUUGUGGUGGUGCUAACUGCAAGAGAUGAGAAAAAGGGUAUUGAAGCUCUUGAUAAAUUCAAAGGCUCUGCUCUUUCUGAAUAUGUGAUCUUUCAUCAGCUUGAUGUUGCCGAUACCUCCAGUGUUGCUUCCCUUGCUGAUUUCAUAAGGAACCAAUUUGGAAAGCUUGACAUUUUAGUGAACAAUGCAGCAAUUACUGGUGUUAUAACCAACACUGAUGCUGUAAGAGCAUCCACGGUUAAUGGGGAAGGAGCAAACAUCAAGUGGAGUGAGGUGACGGCACAAACCUACGACUUGGCAAAAGUCUGCUUAGAAACAAACUACUAUGGUGCGAAAAGAACAACUGAAGCACUUAUCCCUCUCCUCCAGUUAUCAGAUUCAGCAAGAAUUGUUAAUGUUUCAUCCAGCUCUGGGAAGCUAAAGUUCGUACCCAAUGAAUGGGCCAAAGGAGUGUUUCUUGAUGAUGAAAGCCUCUCCGAAGAGAGAAUUGAUGAGGUGCUGAGCAAGUUUCUAAACGAUUUCAAAGAGGGUGAGAUAGAAGCCAAAGGGUGGCCGCCUUUUCUAUCAGCAUAUGCAUUGUCAAAAGCGGCUAUGAAUGCGUCUACAAGAAUACUAGCCAAGAGGCACCCGAAUUUCAUCGUCAAUUCUGUGUGUCCAGGCUACGUUAAAACAGAUAUGAAUUGCCAAGACGGCAUCUUAACUGUUGAAGAAGGAUCCCAAAAUAUAGUUAGGCUGGCCCUCUUGCCUAAUGAGGGGCCUUCUGGCUUAUUUUUCUCUCAGAAACAAGUUUCCCCAUCGUGAAGAAACCAUAUAUCCUCCUCCAAAUAUGUUGAAGAUAUGAAUGUAUUUCCAAAUGGAGAAGUAAAUUCUCAGAAACAGUUCUCCCGUUCUAGAAUUAGAUGAUGAGUUUCUGAACAAAAAGCUGCAUUUGUUAAUGUAUUCGUUUCAGCCAUAAAGUUGUUCUCUUGCCUUCAACUUUUGA